This is a messenger RNA of Pieris napi, 5184 nucleotides long. It is a transcript of the gene Klp10A, whose product is annotated as kinesin-like protein Klp10A. Gene Ontology annotation, molecular function: ATP binding; microtubule binding; microtubule motor activity. The transcript has 18 exons. Gene Ontology annotation, biological process: microtubule-based movement. Bases 324 to 2618 code for a protein of 764 amino acids. The record is from RefSeq and is a predicted model, not a curated record. Lineage: Eukaryota; Metazoa; Arthropoda; Insecta; Lepidoptera; Pieridae.
GUCUGAACCGAUUUUAUUUAAAGUGUAUUUUCUUUCUUUAUUUAGUUUUAGUUUUAAAAUACAUUUUUAUUUUCUAUAAGACUAAAUUUUAAUAAUGCAGAAGUAGAAAGUGAUUGAUUUGACUAUUGUGUUGAAACAAAUUUGAAACGUUCUAGUGUGAAGUGUAGCUGGCUCGAUAUAACUGUCAGUCUGGGUGUAGAAAUUUAUUUGUAAUUUUCACCGGUUCUGUUCAAUAACCGAAUGAAUUAGACAAUAUUAGAACAAACGUUUAUUAUUAAAAUAUAAUGUUAAUUAGUGUUUAUGGUGUAUAAAUCAGUGCUAAAAUGGAUGACGACACUAUUAAAAUCCAAUCUGGGAUUAACAUCAACAUCAAGAGAACAGAUGGCCGCAUUCACUCCGCGAUCGUCUCCGGGCUUAACUUGGAAGCGAGGUCGGUGACAGUGGAAUGGUACGAGAAAGGCGAAACCAAGGGCAAAGAAGUGGAGAUUGACGCGAUCCUUGCCCUCAAUCCGGAAUUGUCAGUUGGUACCAGAAACACUUCGCAUUUGCAGCCAGCACCUAAUAAAUUGACUCGGGACCCGUCGGGCUCGUCCUCGGAUGAUGGAGGGUUCCUGCGUGAUGGCGGCGAGGGCGAAGGCACCGGGGACUCCGGCCACACGCUGCCCGUGCGAAACUCACGAUCGGACAUGACGCGUCAAUCCAUCCCAGUGGCCAAGGCGCCAGUACGGGUGACUCGUAACAAUCAGGCACGUGUGUCCAACGUAAGUGCAUACACCAAUGGGCACGGAGGUGACACGACCGGACGCAGAGGGGCAGAAAAUGUCCCGCCGCCGGUUCAGGCCACGGUGCAGCCGCCGAAUUCUAGAAUCACUCAGCAGUUCAAUCCCCCGCCAGUAUCAUCAGCACGGCCUGCAGCAGUCUCCAGUAAUGUCUACAUACCACACCAGGUGGCGUCUGGGGCCGUGAGACGCUCCAACGUGGUAAAGGAAGUGGAGAAGCUUAAGGAGAAUCGCGAGAAACGACGGCAGAGACAGGCUGAGCUCAAGGAGGAGAAGGAAGCCCUAAUGAAUAUGGAUCCCGGUAAUCCAAACUGGGAGUUCCUAGCAAUGAUCCGCGAAUACCAGAGUAGCAUUGAGUUCCGGCCUUUGUUAGGCAACGAGCCGGUUGAAGACCAUCAAAUCACAGUAUGCGUUAGGAAGAGGCCGCUUAACAAAAAGGAAGUUGGUAAGAAAGAGGUGGACGUAAUAAGUGUACCGACGAAGGAUCAAAUGAUAGUACACGAGCCCAAGAACAAAGUGGAUCUCACGAAAUACCUCGAGAACCAGAAAUUCCGCUUCGAUUAUGCGUUCGAUGAUUCUUGUACUAACGAAAUUGUUUAUAAAUAUACAGCAAAACCUCUAGUUCAGACAAUAUUUGAAGGCGGUAUGGCCACGUGCUUCGCGUACGGACAGACCGGGUCAGGGAAAACUCACACAAUGGGGGGAGAUUUUCAAGGCAAGCAGCAAGACUGCAAGAAGGGCAUAUACGCAAUGGCGGCGCGUGAUGUGUUCACAUACCUCAAGUCUCCCAAGUACAAGCCGCUUAACCUUAUAGUCUCCGCUUCUUUCUUCGAGAUAUAUUCCGGAAAAGUAUUCGACCUACUAGCGGACAAGGCGAAGUUACGAGUGCUCGAGGACGGCAAGCAGCAAGUGCAGAUAGUGGGUUUGACUGAGAAAGUUGUAGAUAAUGUUGAUGAAGUUCUCAAGCUUAUACAACACGGGAACUCUGCUAGGACUUCGGGACAGACAUCAGCCAAUUCAAACUCUUCCCGAUCUCACGCCGUGUUCCAAAUAAUAGUCCGGUCUCCGGGAAUGCAUCGCGUGCACGGAAAAUUCUCUCUCAUCGAUCUCGCGGGUAACGAAAGGGGCGCCGACACAUCCUCCGCCAAUAGGCAGACACGUAUGGAAAGUGCCGAGAUCAAUAAAUCUCUUCUAGCAUUAAAGGAGUGUAUUCGCGCUCUCGGAAUGAAAGGCAAUAACCAUUUACCGUUCAGAGUCUCCAAACUAACACAGGUGCUCCGCGACAGUUUCAUUGGCGACAAAUCUCGCACUUGUAUGAUUGCUAUGAUCUCACCCGCCAUGUCGUCUUGUGAACACUCGCUCAAUACGCUGCGAUAUGCUGACAGAGUGAAAGAGCUAGGAACAUCUGAAGGCCCGAGACGCGGCGAGUCUCCUCUUGCGGAUGUUGAGAUGGAGCCCGAACACGACGAUCUCGCGCAUCUGCGGUCUCUUAAUAAUAAUUGUUAUCUAGUGUACCCUGAGGAAGGCGACAUGUCAGCUGAGAUGUACAACUUCCACGAAGCCAUAGACGAGCUUCAGCGUGCUGAGGAAGAAGUUUUGGACAAUCACAAGGCAAUCUCUGACUAUAUGCAGCAUACUCUGCAAAGAUGCAAUCAACUGCUCGGUAUCACUAGAGACGUGGACUACGAUCAGGAUGCAUAUGCGACGCAGUGGGAGGAGCUUUUGAAUGAGCAAUUGGCCGUGUUGGCUCAAUCUCGUGACUUGGUCGCCGAAUUUCGCACCAAAAUGCAACAGGAGGAACAUAUAUCGCGACACAUUCAGCCCCCGCGCCAUCAGUAGAUAUGGAAUUUAAUUUGCAGUUUUCGAGUCUUCGCUGGCAACAUUGUUAACUGUCAAACGUCAAACGUCGUAGCCGUCAUUCAGUUUUUGUAAUUUGUGUUAUAAGCUCUCUGUCAAAAUAGUUCUUUAGUAUUUUUUUAGAAAUAUUGUUUUCGGAGGUUAAUUCAACAGUUCGAUUUGUCACAGUUCUCAUUUUAUUAGUGUAUUACUCAUUUGUGUGUUUCUUUCAAAGCUUUUUAAUAAACACUUUUUUCUUUUAUUUUACAACAUAUGUAGUAAAGUUCCUAUGUAUAUAAGCACUAUGUAUGCAUUUGUCCAGAUAUUUCCUUUUAAGAGAAGUAGAAACCAGAGUCGGGUUUGACAUUUGACUGUGUUGCCAUGCAUGACGGCCUCACGCAUCGUAUUUGACUGUGACAUAAACGACGGCUUUGACACAGUAAAUCUUUUCGCCGAGACAAUGAUGUGUAGCUGGCCUACUUAUGUUCGCAUUUCUAAUACAACAAUUUAACUCAUCUAACCAUUACGUCAAUCGAGAUACCGUCGUAUUAUUAAUAUAUUAUUAGAGACUGUUUAUUUUAAGAUGUGUUUUAAGCACGAGCGAAGCCCGCCUCACAACUUUGGGCGUUAAACUUUUGAUGAAUUUUGUAACUAAUAGACAACUAUAGUCUUAACGAUUUUUAUUGAAAUAAAAAUGUUUUAAAAUGAUUUGAAUAGUUUUAUUAAUGUCGCAUUUGAAGUUUCUAUAAAAUCGUUAAAAUAUUUCUAUUUCAAUACUCGUUCAUUAGAUACGUGUUUAGAACCCGCUGUGUAUUGCCAUUAAAAUUUCCCUAAAAUUGUGUAAAUUUGCCGGUGUGUUCUUAACAAGUUGCAUUUAACUUCUCUAAUGGCCUAAUUAUGUUUAUGGAACGGUUGUAAGCUUGAGACCUCGUUAUUCCUUUUUGAAAUCGUCCAUUAAAUAUGUUUUAAACCUGGAAAUCCUAUUCGAAUACACCUUUUGUUUGAAAUGUUAUCUCCAACGUAUGCAUGUUUAUUGGACGUUCUCGUUUACUCAUAAUGUUGUGAAUUGCAUGUUAUUUAACAAUUGUGCUAUUUAUGUGACCCAAAUAAAAAAUUACCUUCCUUGGAACAUAUACGUUUAAAUGUUUCGAACCUUUUGAAAUUGUUUUUCCUUAGUUAUUUCUCCUGUUUCCAGUACUUAUAAAGUAUUUGUGAGCAUUAUUUAGUCCAAGAGAAGAUCAUAUUAACAAAGGUUUAGAGGGUUUAUGCUAUUUAAUUACUCAUAGCAGUGUCUAAGAACUGUGACAUGGCUUUUCGUAGUAAUGUUUUAUUAAUUAGACAUUUUUUUUUUAUUAAUUUUUUUUAAUCAUAUAAAAUCUAAACACUGUAAAAACCUACAAAGCCGGUGAAAUAAAUUUCUAUACACUAAUUAUAUAGAAAAAUAAAAAUUGUAAAACAUUUGAAAAGACUAAGGUCCGAAUUCUAGAACAUCUAUGUAAAACUAGUGGGAGACGUCAAACCAUUUCGAUAUGUCAUAUUUGACAUUGAGACAUGUGGCUAUCGGUACAAAUUGAAUUACGCGCCUAAUUUAUAAUUUUGAGUUAAUAGUUUCAUACCCGGUGCUUAAGGAAUGUUUUGAUGUUAUAAAUUGCUUAAAACUUAAUGCUAAUGUUAAAGUCAUAUAUUUAUAUCGUUUAUUUGACGUAUAAGUAUGUGAUUUAAACGGAUUAUUUAGUUAGCGAUGUCCUAUGUAUACUAUGGCUUAUAAAGUUAGAUAGCGCUUGGUACUCUGUAUCAGAGUCCGGUUAUGAAAAUCUCUUUUUGUUUGUAAGAGCCAUUAUAAAAGCAGAAAAUGAUUAAAUAGAAGUGCUUAGUGAUAAAAUUUUAAUAUUAUAAAUGUUUGGUUUCGUUGUGAGUUUUGUCUCAGACAUUUCUGCAUCUGUUUACUGACUAUUUAGUAUAUAUAAAGUGUCAAUGUGUCUUCUGAAAGAUUAACCAAGGGAAAACGAAGCCAGGAUUUCUGGCAUUCACAUAUAGCCGCGAAGUUGUAAAAUCUUUUGAAAUUUAUGUAUUCUAUUACCAGAAAGGUUUUGUUUUUUAUGUAUUACAUUUUUAAUUAAUCACUUAUUUUUAAUUUUAUCUCUUAUAAAUUCUUUUUACUUAACUUGAUAAUGCUGGACAAAAAUAUUUCUAGUCUUUUUUUCUUUAAAAAAAAACAAUGUAUGCUGUUCCGAUGUAAUACAUGAAAGCUUAUUAUGUCAUAAAUAAUAACUCAUGAUACCAGAAUACACAAUUUAAUGUCAAAUAACAAUGAAAAUUAUAUUAUUUUCCGGUAUUUCUGUACUAUUAUGUCUGCGAUGUAGUUCCAAUAUCAAAAGCCUUCCUUAUUAUUAGACCUUCUAUUCUCUGCAAGUAUAAUGGCUCGAUAGUAACUAAGUUUUGCCUUAAUCAAUUUUGUUUGUAUAGAAAUGAAAAUCAAUGUGUGGAAUGCGAGGUGCGGCGCGACAUGCUUUAUUAUUAUAAUACAUAUUUUAACAUCGCACAUUAUAAUAAAUUAAUCGAAAUUGAA